This is a messenger RNA of Lobosporangium transversale, 800 nucleotides long. RefSeq lists its product as hypothetical. The transcript has a single exon. The coding region runs from base 84 to 758 and encodes 224 amino acids. NCBI's taxonomy places the organism in Eukaryota, Fungi, Mortierellomycota, Mortierellomycetes, Mortierellales, Mortierellaceae. The record is from RefSeq and is a predicted model, not a curated record.
AUUUAUUAUACGACGUUUUCGACGAAGUAGCGCCGAUAUCUCAAUUUCCCUGGAUCGAACACUGGGGUGUAUCGACAUUAAGUAUGGUUGAUGCGCCAUCAUUAUCUGCUACAGUACUCUUGGAUAAGCACAGGGUAGAGAAUCGAUUGACCAGCCUCGAGAUCACAUUGUCUUUGAAUAGCUUGGCUCUUAGAGCGGCAAGCGUUGGUAAAUGGAUGCAUCUGUUAUUGUGUGAGAGCCCACUACUGGAACACUUUAAGGCACCAGAAGUCGAUCUCCCGCUACAUCUACUAUACGUGACCAAAGCUUUAUCCACCAAACCCUCCUUUAGCAGUCGUGAGGGAGACGAUUUUCUUGUACCUCCAGUCCCUCGACAAGUAUGGGGUUGCCGAAGGCUUAAAACACUGCAUAUCAGGGUCGAUGAGUCGUUUAACUCUGGAAUAAGUGAUUUAGAGGAACAAAUCCGCGUCUUCUAUGGCUAUAUCAGUAGAGUCUGUCCAUAUUUGGAGGACCUUGCAAUCAAGAGAUUCCACAGUCUACCUCAACAAAACUUUGCUGUCAACAUGUGCUUACUGUCGCGUCUGAAGCGUUUGCGAACGUUGCAGCUCGUAGGUAUUUUGCAUUUACGUGAGCAGGAUAUCGACUGGAUCAAACAAACAUAUUAUUAUAGUACGAAGGAACAGAUGAAAUUGGAGCUUGGGUGGGAAUUACAAAAAGAUCAACGGCCUUCUUUUGCCAAAUCUCUCGUAAAACAGUAAGGAAUAUCAUGUAUCCUCAUUACUUGGGUCGACGUCAAUGAU